GAAUCUGCCCCUGGUCUAGGAGGGCUAGAAUCGACUGUUUGAGCAGUUGAACGACCUCUUCCCCUACCUCUGCCCGCCAUCUUGGAUUUGGCUUUGUUGCCUGGCACGUGUGGAAGUCUACUAAGUGGGAAGGGGUAGCGCUGCAAAGAAAUCAAGAUGGCGCUGGAAGUGGAAUCUGCCGAUGUGGUGAGGUUGGUCCAACAGUUCCUGAAAGAGAAUAAUCUUCCAAGAACUUUAGCAACAUUACAGGAGGAAACUGGGAUCACCCUGAACACUGUGGACAGUGUGGAAAGCUUCGUGAAUGAGAUCAAUAGUGGCCACUGGGAUACUGUGUUAACAGCCAUCCAGUCUCUAAAGUUGCCUGAUAAAAAGUUGAUUGACCUUUAUGAACAGAUUGUCUUAGAGCUGAUAGAGUUACGUGAGCUUGGCGCUGCUAGAUCUCUCCUGCGGCAAACAGAUCCUAUGAUUAUGCUGAAGCAGCAGCAAGCAGACAGAUACCUUCAUCUGGAAAACAUGCUGGCUAAGUCUUACUUUGAUACAAGAGAGGCCUAUCCAGAAGGAGGAAGUAAGGAAAGAAGACGUGCAGCCAUUGCCCAAGCACUGGCAGGAGAGGUAUCUGUGGUCCCUCCCUCGCGUCUGCUGGCCCUGUUAGGACAAGCAUUAAAAUGGCAGCAGUACCAAGGUAUGCUCCCCCCUGGCACAACCAUUGAUGUCUUCCGUGGCAAGGCGGCGGUCAGGGAUGAGGAGGAGGAAAAAUACCCCUCUCAAAUGAGCAAGACAAUUAAGUUUGGAACCAAGUCUCACCCUGAAUGUGCAGCAUUUUCACCAGAUGGGCAGUAUCUUGUGACUGGCAGUGUGGAUGGUUUCAUAGAAGUGUGGAAUUUCACAACGGGAAAGAUCAGGAAGGAUUUGAAAUAUCAAGCUCAAGAGAAUUUUAUGAUGAUGGAUGAGACUGUGCUGUGUCUGACAUUCAGUCGGGACAGCGAGAUGUUGGCAUCUGGUGGACAGGAUGGAAAAAUAAAGGUUUGGAAGCUGCAGACUGGUCAGUGUCUACGUAGGUUCGAACGUGCACACUCCAAAGGUGUAACAUGUGUGACAUUUUCUCGCGACGCCAGUCAACUGCUGAGCGGAUCAUUUGACAUGACAAUCAGGAUGCAUGGAUUGAAGUCAGGCAAGACAUUAAAGGAGUUUCGUGGUCACACAUCUUUCGUAAAUGAUGUCAUCUUCACAGCUGAUGCUCAUCACAUCAUAAGUGCCAGUAGCGAUGGAACAAUUAAGAUCUGGAACAUAAAGUCCACCGAGUGCCAACACACUUUCAAGCCAUCAGUUGGUGGUUUAUCAUCUGAGAUCACGGUCAACUCUGUUCAUCUCUUGCCUAGGAACAUAGAGCAGUUUGUGGUGUGCAAUAAAUCAAACACAGUAGUCAUCAUGAACAUGCAAGGACAGAUUGUGCGCAGCUUUACUAGCGGCAAGCGGGAUGGCGGAGAUUUCUUAUGCUGUGUCCUGUCACCUAGAGGGGAGUGGAUCUAUUGUGUAGGGGAAGAUGGAGUCAUGUAUUGCUUUAGUACCACAACCGGCAAACUAGAACAAUCACUCCAGGUACAUGACAAAGAUGUCAUUGGAGUCGUACAUCACCCUCAUCAGAACUUGAUUGCAUCUCACAGUGAGGAUGGACAGCUCAAACUUUGGAAACCUUGAAUUCAUUUUUUUACUCCUUGCAUUCUGUACCACCUUGACUUCAAAGACGCAAAACUUGACUUCAAAGAUGCAAAACACAGCCCUUGUGAAUAUACUUUUAAGUGAACCCUGCGCUUCAAAUAUACAAGUAAUUUUCUAAUGUGUAUGACUGUCAUAUCACUGCAAAGUGCCUUACACAUAACCUUCAGUCAUUGACAUCUCUUGGAAUAGUGAUUCUCUAAUAUAACCUGGUAUUAAAUGUAAAGUUUCUUUUCACUUCCCCGUUUUAUUUUGUAGCUGUUUUAGUUAGGGUUUUUCAAGUACUUGUAAAUAUAUUUGUACAUGAAAUAAAAAUAGAAGUUACAA
Nematostella vectensis (starlet sea anemone) is the source of this 2043-nucleotide messenger RNA. RefSeq names its product WD40 repeat-containing protein SMU1. Lineage: Eukaryota; Metazoa; Cnidaria; Anthozoa; Actiniaria; Edwardsiidae. The transcript is spliced from 13 exons. Bases 157 to 1698 code for a protein of 513 amino acids. Gene Ontology annotation, molecular function: protein binding. The record is from RefSeq and is a predicted model, not a curated record. Gene Ontology annotation, cellular component: precatalytic spliceosome. Gene Ontology annotation, biological process: mRNA splicing, via spliceosome.